Molecule: messenger RNA, 3125 nt
Organism: Humulus lupulus (European hop)
Lineage: Eukaryota; Viridiplantae; Streptophyta; Magnoliopsida; Rosales; Cannabaceae
Product: pentatricopeptide repeat-containing protein At4g17616
Exons: 3
Coding region: 624-2777 (717 amino acids)
Molecular function (GO): protein binding
Source: RefSeq, a predicted model, not a curated record
UAGUGAAUGCGAGGGAAGUGGGGGCAAGUGUGGAUUCCCUGUGCCUUCUUAUCAUUUACAUAUGAAUAUGAUUUAGAGUAGUUGAUCAAUCAAUCCUUCCAUAAGGAAUGAUUCCCAUUCCCUUGUGCUGCCAAACGCUAUAAAGCAGAGCAGUCACUAUUCACUCUUCUUCUACUUACUGUCACCGUCACAGACUCACGGCGCCUAUCCUACAUUAUCAUCUUCUUUGCCUUGCCUCCUUUUAUCUAACAUAUUCUAUAUUUUUCUCCCCAUUUCUUCAAACGAUCACCGGGUAAACCCAAACACUCUGCUUCCUCUUCAUGUUCUCUUUGUAUUCUUUCUUUCUCAAAUUCACUGAAAACCCCUAAAUACGCUCUCUUACCCCACUUGGGUCAUCGCUAUCAGUGGUGGCAUGUGGACCUCAUAGCUCCGGCAACACUUUGGUGACUUUGUUAUUUUUGUUUGGGGGUAAACUGGAGAACCCGAUUUGAACCUUUCAUUUGUGGGUUAUGAGGCGUGUCGUGAUGUCGCCUGAUUUUCAACUUUGUCAAUAUAUACAUAAAGGGUCUCCAAAGCAUACGCUACUUUAGCACACUUUAUCACGAUUAUGUUGGUCUGUAUUUAUGGCACUACUACUGAUGAAAGAAAUUCGAGGUCAACUCACUUGGAGCAAUUCAUUGAGAUUUCGUGUGGCUUCAGCUACUUGUCAGAAUGCCUUAGUAUCAACUCAAAGUCGAGAAUUAUAUCUCAGUAGAAGUUCUUGGCUGCCUGCAUUAUCGAAUGUUUGUUGUGUAAAAUGCCAGAAUUCUACUAUCCAUCAUUUUUCUACCAGUGCUGAGAGUGGAAAGCUAUGCUGGGAAGGUUCCUCUCAUGGAAUUUUGUUGAAGAAACUCAAAACAGCAUUACAGUGUCGCCAUGUGGAUGAAGCAUGGGUAUCCUUUUCCGAUUUUAGGAAAUUGCAUGGCUUUCCUGAGGCUUCCCUUGUGCAUAGGUUGAUAACUGAACUUUCAUAUUCAUCAGAGCCGUAUUGGCUACGAAAAGCAUGUAGCUUAGUCUUGUUAAUAUCAAAAGAGAAGUCGUAUCUGCUACAAGGUGAUGUCUUGACAAAACUCACCCUCUCCUUAGCACGGUCUCAGUUGCCUAAUCCUGCCACAGUGAUUCUUAGAUUGAUGCUUGAGAAAGACAUGUUACCUUCCAUGAAUGUUUUGUGGUUGGUUGUUCUGCAUUUGGUAAAGACAGAAAUUGGUACACAUCUUGCUUCCAAUUUCUUAGCUCAAUUAUGUGGAAGUUUUGUAAACUUACGUGCAAACAAGAGCAAACACGCAGAACUAAUAAAACCUGAUACAAUGAUAUUUAAUCUAGUGCUUGAUGCAUGUGUGAGGUUUAAACUGGCUUUCAAAGGACAACAUAUUAUGGAAUUGAUGUCGCAAACAGGAGUUCUUGCUGAUGCACAUUCCAUCAUCAUUAUUGCCCAGAUUCAUGAAAUGAGUGGACAAAGGGAUGAGCUAAAGAAAUACAAAGUCCAUGUUGAUCAAGUUUUGUCUAAGUUCGUUUGCCAUUAUCGGCAAUACUAUGAUAGUUUGCUGAGCUUGCAUUUCAAGUUUAACGAUUUCGAUGCUGUAGCUGAGCUUGUGGGGCUCAUUUGCAAGUUCAAGGAGUGUCUUCCUAUUCAAAGAGACAAGAACUUAGAAAAGAUUUUUCUUGUUCCAAUUGGAUCUUACAAUCUAAAGGAUGGGUUGAAGAUGCAGAUACAACCUGAGCUGCUGCAGAAGGAUACUGUCCUGAAAGUGGAGAGUAGGCAAGAGCUUAUUCUUUUUAGGAAUGGCAAGCUUGUCCUUAGUUACAAGGCUCUUUCAAAACUCAUCAAAGAAUUCAAAACGGCUGGGAGGGUUAGUGAGUUGUCAAAACUUUUACUCGGAAUUCAAAAGGAACAAUGUUCUUUGAGAGGCUCUGAUUUGUGUUCUAAUGUGAUUGAUGCUUGUGUUCAUUUAGGAUGGCUAGAGUUGGCCCAUGACAUUUUGGAUGACAUGGAAAGCUCUAAUGCUGCUAUAGGUGUUAAUACUUAUAUGUUACUCUUGACAGCAUACUUUAAAGGAAAAAUGUUACGAGAAGCAAAGGCUUUGCUCAAACAAAUGAGGAAGGUUGGUAUGCCAAUGUUUUUAUCUGAUAAGAUGGUUGUCACAGAGAGUCUAUCGGACAUGGUAGAUAACAGCCCCAAGUAUGAUUAUUCAUCAAACUUGAUUGGUAAAUCAGAUUUAUAUCAUUCUUUGAUUCAAGAAGUGAAAGAUGAGAAGCUGAUUCCUUCAAUGGUUUUUGAGUUGAAUUCUUCUAUCUACUAUUUUUGCAAGGCCAAAAUGAUUGAGGAUGCUAUGAGAACAUACAAAAGAAUGCAAGAGAUAAACAUUCAACCAACUUUGGAAACUUUUACUAAUCUUGUGUGUGGAUAUUCUUCUCUGGGAAUGUACAGGGAUAUUACAAUCUUGUGGGGUGACAUAAAGAGGAGUAUGGAGUUUGGAAAUCUUUCAAUAAGCAGGGAUUUAUGUGAGCACUUGCUAAUGAACUUCCUUCAAGGUGGUUACUUUGAAAAAGUUAUGGAGAUCAUCAAUUAUAUGAAGAAACAUAAUAUGUUUACAGACAAGUGGAUGUAUAGGACUGAGUUCUUGAAACUUCAUAAGAAUCUUUACAAAAACUUGAAUUCAUCAGAAGCUAGAACUGAGGCUCAAAAAAACCGACUACGAUAUGUUUUGGCCUUUAGGAAAUGGGCUGACAUUGAUUAAGGUUUAUCAACAUAUGGGAUGUUCAUGGCAUUUUGGUUAUCUACUUUUGAAUGAUACAAGAGAAAUACCUUUUAAAAAUUAGGCUCACUGCCUGGAGGUGAUCGAUUGGGAUUAAAUUCUUGCAUGAAAGGUUGCAGCUUCGUUCUGGUACUUUCAUCUCUAUAGCUCGUCGAAUCCUUUUGUUGUUUAUGGGUGUGUCACUUUCUGGAUUUGCGUUACAAGCUGAACUGUGUAUUUCUAUAUUAUUUGUGUUGAUUUACUGUCUUAAUAUACUUUUCUAUGUUUUUUUUACACACAUACACAUAUACAUAUGUAUAUAUAUAUAUAUAAAUAUCGGAGUUCAUUUUA